Molecule: messenger RNA, 1421 nt
Organism: Salvia splendens (bonfire salvia)
Lineage: Eukaryota; Viridiplantae; Streptophyta; Magnoliopsida; Lamiales; Lamiaceae
Product: probable cytokinin riboside 5'-monophosphate phosphoribohydrolase LOGL10
Exons: 4
Coding region: 79-1020 (313 amino acids)
Source: RefSeq, a predicted model, not a curated record
CGACUGAACAAAUCAUAUUCCAGUUUGAUUCUCCUCUUAUGCAAACUGGAAAAAAAAAAACAUCUAUUGUUUGAAGAAAUGGGGUUUUCAGUAUGUUGUUCGAGUUCAUUGUGGCUAAACUUGAAUCUAACGCAGCAAUGUCGUUUCAUUAAAAUUGCCGGAAAUCAGAAGCGCGCAGAGGAUUUGAAGAUCACGGGGAAUUUUAGGAAAGCUCAAACUCAAUCAACAAGGUCGAUUUGCUGCAAGCUUCAAGGCACCGAUUUUGAGGAGAGAACCAGCCCUGCCGAGGUGAAGAAAGAAAUCGAGAAAUGCUAUGAGCUUAUAGAAAGGCUUGGCAGAGGAGUAGUGUACUUAGGUUCAGCAAGAUUGGGGGCUGAGCAUCCACAUUUUGUCAGAUCAUUUGAGUUGGCCAAAGGAAUUGCGAGCCUCUUAGAUGCUACUACGUGGUCGGGAGCUGGGCCGGGGCUGAUGGAUGCCGUCACUAAAGGUGCUCUUGAAGCAGGCAAGCCAGUUGGUGGAUUCAAGAUAGGCAAGGAAGCUGGACAAUGGACUGCUACCGAUGUUCAUCCCUACCUACCGUUGGAUAGCUAUCUAAUGUGCAGGUUCUUUUCUGCGCGGAAGCAUGGCCUGGUGGAUGCUGGUGUUAGAGCUGUGAGUUCGGACAGGACGGCUUUUGUUGCUCUGCCUGGUGGAAUUGGCACUCUGGAUGAGGUGUUUGAGGUUUCGGCACUUAUUCAACUUGAGAGAAUCGGGUCCAUGCUUCCUGUUCCCUUCCUUGUUAUGAACUAUGAUUCCUUCUACUCGAAAAUGUUGGGCUUUAUAGAUGAUUGUGAGGGCUGGGGUACUGUCUCGAAAGGUGAAGUGACAUCGUUGUGGAGAGUAUGCAAUACCAACGCAGAAGCUUUGGCUUAUUUGGCUGAAUAUUACGGACUCCCUGAUACAGAAGGAUAUAUGAGCAUCGACCAGUUAGGAGAAGAUGAUAAAACUGUAUCUUCUUCAGUUAAGAUCGAUGUGCAGUAACAAUGGCAACGUCCGUUUUAGUCCGGGUGAGUCUUCCGCGGUCGCUGUUAUGAUGUUCUUCGCAGCCAGGACGACUUCGGACCUCAACGACUCUUCUUGCAAUGCCUUUGGAAUUAAGUUGGAGAGACAUUCUUGUAAUCGUCUCGUCAUGGACCUCGUCACGGGCCUUCCAUGCAACUCUAGUGAGUUCGUAUCAUUUUCUGUUGAACCCUUUCCAGUUUCCACUUAUCCUAAACAGUAGAGUGUUUGCCAUCAAAUUCCAAGUCAUGUGUCUUGGAUGGUAUUCCAUUUAUUUGAUCACUUUAUGCAAAUUGAGUGAUAAUGAUUCUAAGAGUGAACAAUAGAUGUAAUCAAUUUCAAGUACUGCCAGAGUUGGAAAUGUUUCCAACAUACGAAAUCAA